This is a messenger RNA of Ochotona princeps (American pika), 3410 nucleotides long. RefSeq names its product leucine zipper tumor suppressor 2 (gene LZTS2). The record is from RefSeq and is a predicted model, not a curated record. Lineage: Eukaryota; Metazoa; Chordata; Mammalia; Lagomorpha; Ochotonidae. The coding region runs from base 738 to 2741 and encodes 667 amino acids. Gene Ontology annotation, biological process: negative regulation of canonical Wnt signaling pathway; cell division. The transcript has 5 exons.
CCGACCGCCAGGUGGCACCGCCAUCUCCAAAUCCUCGUGCGCCGCCUCCUGCUUGCUUGGAGGGGACGAGGGUAGGGAGGAUAGGCAGGGACCCCGCCCCGGCCCCCGACUUGCACAGGGGCGCAGAGCUCUGGCAGCCGAGGAGCAGGCGACAGCUGACCCUCUGCCUCCCCCUCUGGACUCCUGAGGCCGGAGAGUGUCCGGAGAAGGCUUCGAUUUAUGAAGCGAGGGGGGGAGGGGCCACCGCGCCUUGCCUUGGCCCUUUGUGCUCGAACAAUGACCAGCUGCCGCUGGCCCUGGGGCCCCGGCUCGGGUAGGGGGUGACCCAGCCGACCGAGCCGUCCGACACUCAAGUCACCUUGCCUUGGCUAGACGAGUUCCCGGCUCGCUGCCUCGCAGCCCCUGCGUGCGGCCCGGAUCAUACGCGAUUCGUGGGGUGCCUGCGCGCGUGUCCGCGCCCCGAGACGGGGGCGCCCCGAGGCGGGGACGCCCCUCGGACCCCACCCCCGCGUCGUACCGCACCGCCCACUCGGGCCAGGAAGGGGCCGGCCAGGGCCGGGGGGCGCCUGCGAGGCGGAGGCGGAGCCCGGCCGGGUCGGGCCGCUCCGAGUGGCCGCGCGCGGGCUGGAGCCGGGCGGAGCGCCUGUGGAGCGUCGGGGGCGGCCCGGGGCUGAGCAUGGAGCAGCGCGGCGGAGGUUGCUCUGGAGGCCCUUGGCCAGGCCUGAGCUCUCCUCGCCAUGGCCAUUGUACACACACUACCAGUGCCCCUGGAGGCUGCGCCUGAAGCCGCCACCGCCCCCCAAGCUCCAGCCAUGGGCAGCGUGAGUAGCCUCAUCUCUGGCCGGCCCUGCCCUGGGGGAGCUGCUCCACCCCGCCACCAUGGCCCCCCAGGGCCCACCUUCUUCCGCCAGCAGGAUGGGCUGCUCCGGGGCAGCUAUGAGGCUCAGGAGCCACUGUGCCCAGCCGUGCCUCCCAGGAAGACCGUGCCAGCCACCACCUUCACCUACAUCAAUGAGGACUUCCGGACUGAGUCACCUCCCAGCCCAAGCAGUGACGGCGAGGAUGCCCGAGAGCAGCGGGCACGCAAUGCCCAUCUCCGUGGGCCCCCACCAAAGCUCAUUCCCGUCUCUGGAAAGUUGGAGAAGAACAUGGAGAAAAUCCUGAUCCGCCCAACAGCCUUCAAGCCAGUGCUGCCCAAACCUCGAGGGGCGCCGUCCCUGCCCAGCUUCCUGGGGCCACGGGCUGCUGGGCUGUCUGGGAGCCAAGGCAGCCUGACACAACUGUUUGGUGGCCCUGCUUCCUGCUCCUCCUCCUCCUCGUCCUCUUCGGCUGCCGACAAACCCCUGGCCCUGAGCGGCUGGGCCAGUGGCUGCCCAUCAGGAACGCUGUCUGACUCUGGCCGAAACUCACUGUCCAGCCUGCCCACCUACAGCACCGGGGGUGCUGAGCCAGCUGCCAGCUCACCGGGCGGGCACCUGUCCUCCCAUGGCCUUGCCCGGGGAGCACUGCCUGGGCCAGCCCGGGGGGCCCCUGCUGGGCCCUCUCACUCGGACAGUGGCCGGUCCUCCUCCAGCAAGAGCACAGGCUCUCUGGGAGGUCGUGUGGCCGGGGGGCUCUUGGGCAGCGGGGCCCGGGCCUCCCCUGACAGCAGCUCCUGUGGUGAACGCUCCCCUCCGCCCCUGCCACCUCCACCCCCUUCGGACGAGGCUCUGCUGCACUGUGUUCUGGAAGGAAAGCUCCGUGACCGGGGGGCAGAGCUGCAGCAGCUGCGGGACAGCCUGGAUGAAGGAGACGUGACCGGGUGCCAGGUGCUGGAGGAGCGGCAGCGACCGCGACCCUGGGAGCGGGAGGCCCAGGCACAGCAAGCCGCCCAGCGGGCCCAGCGGGCACAGCAGCUGCUGCAGCUGCAGGUGUUCCAGCUGCAGCAGGAGAAGCGGCAGCUGCAGGAUGACUUUGCACAGCUGCUGCAGGAGCGGGAGCAGCUGGAGCGGCGCUGUGCCACCUUCGAACGGGAGCAGCGGGAGCUCGGGCCACGCCUCGAGGAGACCAAGUGGGAGGUAUGCCAGAAGUCGGGCGAGAUCUCUCUGCUGAAGCAACAACUGAAGGAAUCUCAGGCAGAGCUGGUGCAGAAAGGCAGCGAGCUGGUAGCCCUGCGGGUGGCACUGCGGGAGGCCCGGGCUGCGCUGCGGGUCAGUGAGGGCCGGGCACGGGGCCUGCAGGAGGCGGCCCGGGCACGAGAGUUGGAGUUGGAGACCUGCUCCCAGGAGCUUCAGCGGCACCGCAUGGAAGCCGAGCGGCUGCGGGAGAAGGCUGGGCAGCUGGACGCCGAGGCAGCUGGACUCCGGGAGCUCCCUGCGCCAUCUGCUGCCGCUGACCCCUUCCUGCUGGCAGAGAGCGAUGAGGCCAAGGUGCAGCGGGCGGCAGCCGGUGUCGGGGGCAGCCUGCGGGCACAGGUUGAGCGGCUACGUGCAGAGCUGCAGCGGGAACGACGGCGUGGAGAGGAGCAGCGGGACAGCUUCGAUGGGGAGCGGCUGGCCUGGCAGGCGGAGAAGGAGCAGGUGAUCCGCUACCAGAAGCAACUGCAGCACAACUACAUCCAGAUGUGCCGGCGUAACCGGCAGCUGGAGCAGGAGCUACAACAGCUCAGCCUGGAGCUGGAGGCCCGGGAGCUGGCUGACCUGGGUUUGGCCGAGCCGGCCCCCUGCAUCUGCCUGGAGGAGAUCACAGCCACUGAGAUCUAGGGCUCAGGGCAUCCCGCUGUGCAGGGGCCAUCACCACAGAUCACUCAGGCUCCAGGGUCCACUGAGGCUCCCCAUGACAGAGGACCCCAGAGCUGCCCUCUCCCUCCAGUCCCAGCCUCUGGGCCUCUGCCAAGCCCUCGCCUGGCCCUGGGACUUGGAGGAGCCAAGUCAGACCCCUCAAGGGUCCCUGUGUCCACUGUCACUCGGAGCUCCCAUUCACUCUAUCCCUGUCACUCCCUAACCGCUGUCAGUGCCACUGCCAACACUUUUGACCCCAGAUGCCCACCAGCCCACCCUAGCCAGAGGGCCUAGAGGGGAAGGAGUCCCUCAUCUCCACUUUCUCCCCACUCCCCCGAAGCCAGAGAGAGCCAGAUGGUGCCAGCUGCUCCAGAUGUGCCUGCCCCGACCCUACCCGGUGCUAGGGGACAGGGCUGGUACUGGGAUCCGACUCCCAGGUUCCAGCCCUAUUGCCCCCUACUCGGGGAAGGGGGCUGAAGCCAGACCAAAGGAAGAACCCAGAAAUGUCUUGUUUAUUUGUGUUUGUGACCAAGCAGUCCCUUCCCCACACCCAGGUUUAUGGUCUCAUUUUCACAUGUAUAUUUUUCACACUGUAAAUUUCUUGUACAAACCCAAAGAAAAAAAUUAAAAUUUUUUUUGUUUUGUUUUUUU